Molecule: messenger RNA, 1253 nt
Organism: Trichogramma pretiosum
Lineage: Eukaryota; Metazoa; Arthropoda; Insecta; Hymenoptera; Trichogrammatidae
Gene: Sf3a2
Product: splicing factor 3A subunit 2
Exons: 3
Coding region: 315-1145 (276 amino acids)
Biological process (GO): spliceosomal complex assembly
Cellular component (GO): catalytic step 2 spliceosome; U2-type prespliceosome; nucleus
Molecular function (GO): zinc ion binding; nucleic acid binding
Source: RefSeq, a predicted model, not a curated record
UGUUUAGCCUCUAGGCAAAUCAGUAAAGUGACCAAUAGUGACGACUGCAGUGAAAAAGGCCUGUAUGGCAACAGGCACUACACUACAACAAUCAGCGCUUUACGUCUGCUAAACAGUUAGCCAUUCAUUGCCCAUUGGAAAUGAGAAUUUAAACACUUCAAACAUUAAAACGACCAUCAGCGCCUCUAUGAGUCAAAUGUAGUCAGUGAGAGAACGAAGAUAAAUAAAAAAUAAGCUGACAGCUUUGGUUGAUGGAUUUUGAAAAACCAUCAAUUCAUUGUUUCAUGCAAAGUUAACAAUAACCAUAAAUAAAAAUGGACUUUCAAAAUCGUCCUGGAGGAAAAACCGGUGGAGGAGGUGUUGCCUCAUGGUCAGAAACUAACAGAGAUAGAAGGGAGCGCCUGCGACAACUGGCUCUCGAAACAAUUGAUCUAAACAAAGAUCCUUAUUUUAUGAAAAACCACUUAGGCUCUUACGAGUGUAAAUUAUGUUUGACACUUCACAAUAAUGAAGGCAGUUAUCUUGCUCACACUCAAGGAAAAAAGCAUCAAGCCAAUUUAGCUAGACGGGCUGCCAAAGAAGCUAAGGAAGCUCCUGUAACUCUUGCACCCGAAAAACCAAAAGUAGAACCUAAAAAGUUUGUUAAAAUUGGUAGGCCAGGUUACAGAGUAACUAAACAAAGGGAUCCUGAAUCUGGUCAACAGAGUUUACUAUUUCAAGUAGACUAUCCAGAAGUAGCUGAUAAUGUUACUCCUCGACAUAGGUUUAUGUCUGCUUACGAACAGAGAGUUGAACCACCAGAUCGUAAAUGGCAGUAUCUACUGUUUGCAGCUGAACCUUAUGAAACCAUUGCAUUCAAGGUUCCAAGCCGAGAAGUUGAAAAGGGAGAUAAUAAAUUUUGGACUCAUUGGAACAAAGACACAAAACAAUUUUUUCUACAAUUUGCAUUCAAGAACGAAAAACCAGCUAUUGGAAAGGUUCCACCUCCUCCAGUGCCCCUAAUGCGACCAGGAUUAGGUCCAACAAUGAUGCCUGUUCCACCUCCCCCUCCACGACCACCAAUGUUUAACCCUGUUCCACCACCUCCGCCAAUGUUGGCUGCAGGAAUGUCUCUACCUCCGCCACCACCAACAAUGACAAAUUAACCCAUUACUUAAUAGCUAUAUUCUCAAGACAUAGAAUUAAUUUAUUUAAUUUGUAAUUUACAUAUAAAAAAAAAAUAAAAUACGAGGGUUCAAGCAGAACAAAAAAAA